AUGGGAUCUUCCGAGUCCGACACGCUCAGUCGCAUUCCGAAUGCACCUCCUCAUAAUGAGCCGGACAAUGAACUGUUCACCUUGGAUUCUGCAGAUACUUCUGCAAGUACUCCCUCUGAAGAGAUCACAGAGUCAGAUGCAAAUAUCCUGCCUCGAGACCAACAGCAAAAGACAGCGACCUACGAUUAUGCAUACGAGAAGCAAUUGAGUCACGCCGAGGCCAAACUCUUCUAUCAACACCAUCAGUUAUCAUCGAAGGGUGGUGAUAAUACGCUGCCUGUUAAUCUAGUGCCAACAGGACGUUCAGCGGCGAGUUCAUACGAAGAAGGCUCGCCGAUGGCCCCCGCACAUGCUAGCCCGCGAGACAUCAGCCAACCUAUGCCCAAUGGGUCCAUGGUACUCGAGCCAGAAUCACAGCUGCCUUCCUCGCCACAAUCUGCUCUGAGUGGGUCGUACCAUGCGAACAUUCAGCCGAUUGCGGAUAAUCCGUCACACACUGGAGGACACUAUCUUUCCGGCGCCGAGGGCCCUUAUAGUGCCGGUCUAGGAAUUGGCCUAUCGCAUGGUCCCAGUGGGUUUGUACCUGGUGGUGACGCCGUAUCUUCGGAAUUACAGGCUAUCUAUCGCAAAAUUAAAGACUUGUUGGAUAGACGGUCCAAGUACAUGGCGCUGUCCCUCCAGAGACCCGGAGAUGACCCCAGGGAUCAAGCUGGUUGGGAAAUUUAUCCUCCGCCUCCUGAGCCCGCUUGGGAUGAUGACAAGGAAUUUCAACCUGACAAUUCUGGAGGUCCAGCUGAUACUACUGGAAAGAGGAGGAAGAUGGGCCAAGAUAUUGGCGAAGACUUCAACUUGGAUGAAUUGACACCUCUACCAGGAAAGUCUUCCUGGACGUAUAGUUUGGAUGAAAGCAGUGUCUAUCAAGUUUUCGAAUCCGAUGCCGCCGCUGAUCGGAAUGAGCCUGCGGUGAAAAUUCCCUCCCUGCGAGACUUCUACAUGGAUCUAGAUGCUGUGAUUGAUGUUUCGACUGAGGGUCCUGCCAAAAGCUUUGCCUUCAAACGUCUUUCCUACUUGGAGGGCAAGUUCCAGCUGUACAGUUUGCUCAAUGAAUACCAGGAGAUUGCCGACAGCAAAAAGGUGCCUCAUCGAGACUUCUACAACGUGCGCAAGGUCGACACCCACGUACACCAUUCAGCGUGUAUGAACCAGAAACAUCUGCUGCGCUUCAUCAAGAGCAAAAUGCGAAAGUCGCCAGAUGAAGUGGUCCUAUUUCGAGAUGGGAAAUAUCUGACCCUCAAAGAGGUCUUUGAGAGUAUCAACUUGACGGCAUACGAUCUCAGCAUUGACACCCUUGAUAUGCACGCACACACUGAUUCUUUCCAUCGAUUUGAUAAAUUCAACCUCAAAUAUAAUCCGGUAGGAGAGUCUCGUCUCCGUGAAAUCUUUCUGAAGACAGACAACUAUAUCAAAGGCCUCUACCUCGCGGAAAUUACCAAGGAGGUUAUUUCCGACCUGGAAUCUAGCAAGUAUCAAAUGGUCGAGUGGCGGAUCUCCAUCUACGGCCGAUCAAUCCACGAAUGGGACAAGCUGGCCGCUUGGGUCGUGGACAACAAACUGUUCUCUCCUAAUGUCCGCUGGCUGAUCCAAGUCCCUCGUUUGUACGAUGUGUACAAGGCCAGUGGAAUGAUGGAGAAUUUCGAGCAGGUCAUUACCAACGUCUGGCAGCCUUUGUUCGAGGUGACCAAAGAUCCUUCAAGCCACCCCAAGCUUCACAUUUUCCUACAGCGUGUAGUAGGGUUUGAUAGUGUUGAUGACGAGAGCAAGGCCGAGCGUCGUCUGUACCGGAAAUACCCCAUUCCACGAGAAUGGAACACCAAGCAGAAUCCUCCAUACAGUUAUUGGCUCUACUUCAUGUUCGCCAACAUCGCCUCUCUGAAUACUUGGAGACAGAGUCGUGGAUUCAAUACUUUCGUCCUACGACCUCACUGCGGCGAAGCGGGUGACCCAGAUCAUCUUGCCGUGGGUUUCCUCUGCUGCCAUAGCAUCAACCAUGGAAUCUUGCUUCGAAAGGUUCCCCUGUUACAAUAUCUUUACUACCUGGACCAGAUUGGUAUUGCUAUGUCGCCACUCAGCAAUAACGCCUUGUUUCUCACUUACGACAAGAAUCCUUGCGCCAGCUUUUUCAAGCGUGGACUCAACGUCUCCUUAUCCACCGACGACCCUCUUCAAUUCGCUUUCACCAAAGAGCCACUUAUCGAGGAGUACUCAGUGGCUGCCCAGAUCUACAAGUUUAGCGCCGUGGAUAUGUGCGAACUUGCCAAAAACUCAGUCACUCAAAGUGGCUUCGAAAGUUCGUUGAAGAGACGAUGGCUGGGAUCAAACAGUAAUCUUCCAGGGGUUGCUGGUAACAACGUUGCAAAAAGCAACGUUCCUGAUAUUCGCGAGGCGUUUCGGCAUCAGACUUUGCAGAUGGAACUUUCGCUGUUAGUUGAUGACUUUCUUGACUCCCUUCAUCCCUAG
This is a messenger RNA of Penicillium taxi, 2517 nucleotides long. RefSeq lists its product as uncharacterized. Gene Ontology annotation, biological process: AMP metabolic process; IMP salvage. Bases 1 to 2517 code for a protein of 838 amino acids. Gene Ontology annotation, molecular function: AMP deaminase activity. Lineage: Eukaryota; Fungi; Ascomycota; Eurotiomycetes; Eurotiales; Aspergillaceae. The transcript has a single exon. Gene Ontology annotation, cellular component: cytosol. The record is from RefSeq and is a predicted model, not a curated record.